AUGGCAGACAAUGUCUGUGGCGGAUCGACCCCGCUCAAGGCGCUUGCGGAGCAAGGUGCUCGUGAUCGAAGCCUGCAACAAGAUCGCGCGCGUCGCGCUGUUCCUAGCCCCUCCAACUUCCGAUCCAACCAGCUAGGCAUGUCGCGGGACCCAAGUCAGUCGUAUAGCACAUACCUCGGCAACCCCAAUCAACAACUUUCAGCGCCGCAUACAGCAGAAUAUAGCGGACAUCAUGUUGCAGUGCAUCCCAAUGCUUUCGGAACUCGACCCCAAGAAACUGUUCACUCGUCCCAGCCUCCUCAAACAACCAAUUGGGCGCAGGACUUUGACAAUUUCAGGCGGGAAAUGGUUGUUCCUUCUCAAAGUAGCAUGACAACACCUCCUUCGAUUCAACAUAUUCAACAUCAUCAACAUAGGCAAAACUUCUCCCCUGUGCUAUCAAACCAAGCGGUUAUCGCCCGACAGACACCAGUUUCGAUGUCUGGGAUGAUGCCCUUGAGUGUUUAUCGCAACCAACAUACACCUUUGGAAAAAGGUCGAGAUACCGAGUUCGACACGGCAAUGCGACACUGGGUCACUUCGAAUGGUGACCUUGGUGCUGGGGUUGAGGAACAAGUCGACGCAGUGAUGGACAAGCUCGCGCGUGAGCUGGAAGAUAUCGAAUGUGCAGAAGGUCAAAGGCAGUCACAUCAGGCGCGAUCAGCAAAUGGUCAGGAUGAUUUGCUUGUCGGAAUAUCACACCGCGAUGCACUGGUAAACAAUGCCGUCCUUGGCAGUUUGGGCCCCGAACUUGACGUUGCCAGCCUCCAUGUAGCGGAUGACACGCAGAAUAUGAAUUCGAUGGAAGAGGUCAGCCACCACGACCGGGCUGCUGAAACACCCGAUGCUUUACCAAUCAGGUCGGAUGUCUCGGAAGCAGCACGGCAGCUACUACAGACUGUCCAACAUGAACAAGGUGACAAGUGGAAGCAAUCGCAGUUUUUACUACUGAUGAAGGACUUCCGCGAUGGACAAAAGGACAUCAUCGAUAAUGAGAUCCGGCAGGCAGAUACAUAG
Molecule: messenger RNA, 1056 nt
Organism: Verticillium alfalfae VaMs.102
Lineage: Eukaryota; Fungi; Ascomycota; Sordariomycetes; Glomerellales; Plectosphaerellaceae
Exons: 2
Coding region: 1-1056 (351 amino acids)
Source: RefSeq, a predicted model, not a curated record